AUGGUCAACUGGCGCCUAGUGACGACGGUCGCGCUCGGCCAGCUGCUGAUCGCCGAGGCGGGCGCGCUCGACACGACGAGAUACAUUGCCAAGCCGCUCGCCUCGGUCGGCUUCCUCGGUGCGGCGUUCACCGCGCCGCGCGCCAACACUGCCCUGGGGCGGAUCAUCAUCGCGUCCCUCCUGCUCGCGUUCAUCGGCGACGUGCUCCUCCUCUUCGACGAGCGCGAGACGCCGCUCGCCUUCAUCGGCGGCAUUGGCGCCUUCCUCCUCGGGCACGUGGGGUACAUUUUGGCGUUCCGCAAGUCCAAGCUGUACACUAGCCUGUUCUACCCGCUGCUCGGCAUCCUCCUCCUGCCGGCAAUCGUCACCUGGCGCUGGCUCUCCUCCUCGACGACGCCUGGCGUGCCGCCCGAAAUGGUCGUCCCCGUCAUCGCGUACAUCGCCGUCAUUACGCUCAUGGAGGCGACGGCCCUCGCGACCGCCCCGGCAAGCCGAUACCCCUACGCGCAGGCGCUCGGCGCGACGCUCUUCUUCCUCUCCGACCUGUUCGUCGCGCGCCAGGUGUUCGUCGCGCAGGAGUGGGUCAACGCCGGCGUCGGCCUGCCGCUGUACUAUGCCGCUCAGCACGUUAUCGCCGGGCUGCUGUACUAG
Molecule: messenger RNA, 651 nt
Organism: Vanrija pseudolonga
Lineage: Eukaryota; Fungi; Basidiomycota; Tremellomycetes; Trichosporonales; Trichosporonaceae
Exons: 1
Coding region: 1-651 (216 amino acids)
Cellular component (GO): membrane
Molecular function (GO): hydrolase activity
Source: RefSeq, a predicted model, not a curated record